UCAUUGAUGACUACGUUGGGUUUGGUUGAAGUUAGAGGAAAUAAUCAAUUUUUUUACUCCCACAUGAUUGGGGUACCAAUUUGCCAAUUUCUUUCAUAUCCCUCUCCACGUAUAACUAUAUAUAGUUCUAUACAUAUAUAUACUAUACAGAAGACAAGGUAGGCACAUUUAGACAAAGCACAAUUGGCUCAGCUUCCCUAAAGAAUAUUGACGUGGCCCAAAGCCUCCAUUUCCCAGUAAAUAAGAAUUGGUCGUUGAUCAUUCAUCUUUCUCACCUACAGAAAUAAAUUCAAAGUAAAGUGUUCAGAUUCAGCAGCAAAUACAAGAAGUGUGUAUAGUAUAAUUCAGUUGCAGCACAAUAAGAAAAUCAAAAGAAAAGAUGGGUUUUGUACAACUUUUGGAAGUGGCUUCUAUGCCAGUUAUUCAAGUCUUACUUGUUAGUGCAUUGGGAGCUUUCAUGGCCACUCAGUAUUUCAAUAAUCUUCUUUCACCAGAUUUUAGGAAAUCCUUGAACAAGGUUGUAUUCUUUAUAUUCACUCCUUCUCUUAUAUUUUCAAGUUUUGCCAAAAGUGUUUCACUUCAAGAUAUGAUAUCAUGGUGGUUUAUGCCUGUUAAUGUUGGACUCACCUUCUUAAUUGGAGGGAUUUUAGGAUGGUUAUUAGUAAAAUUACUAAGACCUAACUUGAAAGUAGAAGGUCUUAUUAUUGCUGCUUGUUCAUCAGGAAACAUGGGAAACUUGCCAAUUGUAAUCAUCCCAGCAAUAUGUGAUGAGAAAGGAGGUCCAUUUGGUGCACGUGAUGUUUGUCGCAGUAAUGCACUCUCAUAUGCAUCUUUCUCUAUGGCACUUGGUGGUAUUUUCGUAUGGACCUAUACUUUUCAAACUAUAAGAAGCAGCUCAUUGAGAUUUAAGGCACUUGAGGCUGCUGAGAUCCUAAAGGCACCAAACAAAGAUCUUGAAGGAAAUGUAGAAACUCCCCUUCUAAAGGGAAAAGACGAUGAAAACGCCGUGAUAGAAGUGUUACCGUCGAGUUAUAUUGAAGACUCUGAAAGCCAAAUUGUUAAUGAACAAGAUCAGUCUCAUGAGUCGAAGAAGGAGAAACAAUCAUUUUUUAAAAGAAUAAUAGAAGUUGUAACUCAUCUUCUAGCAGAACUAAUAUCACCUCCAGCAAUUUCUAUAUUUUUCGGUUUCCUCUUUGGAGCGGUUGCAUGGUUAAGGAAGUUAAUAAUUGGAGACAAUGCUCCAUUUAGAGUAAUCCAAAGCACUCUUGAAUUACUUGGGAACGGAACAAUUCCUUGCAUCACGCUUUUGCUUGGUGGUAACCUCACGGCAGGCUUGAAAUCAUCAAGUGUAAAACCAUUGACACUCAUCUGCAUCAUCAUAACCCGGCUUUUCCUGCUACCUGUUAUUGGAUUGUUUAUUGUGAAAGCCGCGGCUAGUUACGGCUUUCUCCCAGUGGAUCCUUUGUUUCAGUAUACAUUGGUGAUGCAGUAUGCAAUGCCACCAGCAAUGAAUAUUAGUACAAUGGCUCAGCUGUUUGAUGUAGGAAAUGAAGAGUGUUCAGUUAUUCUGUUGUGGACAUAUAGUGCUGCAGCCAUAGCUCUCACUGCUUGGUCAACAUUUCUCCUGUGGCUGUUAUCUUAUUGAGUUGCAUUCAGCUUCUGACUUUUUAUACUCUGCCGCCACCGAUGGCGCGCGGCAGAAUGAAAAAGAUGCAGUCAGCAGUAUACUAUCAAAAACCACUCUUCAAGAGAUCUAAGACUUGUUUGGUGUCAUGGUCAUUAUAUGUUGACUGUUAAUCACAAUAAUAUCACUUUGUUUUUAUUUCCCAGUUUUCUAUAGACAACAUUGAAAAUAAUAAAAUGUUUAUUUCAAUGUUUCUAUACUAAACUUUGAAAAAGGAAAUUUUUUUAAAAACAAGAUGAUAUUAUCAUAUUUAAAAGUGGAAAACAGAAAAUAUUUGCCACAAGAGCUUAAGUCUCUUUAAGGUUCUGUGGAUAAUGGCUGUGUGACUAACUACUGAAAACAGUACACAGCAUGCAGAUUUUGUUAACCUCUUUUGUUCCAAUCAAGAUAAGAAAAUGUACUCAUAUAUAUAUAUAAUUUUUUUUUUCAUUUUGAAUUCUUGUAAAAAAAGUUAUCUUGGUUCCUUUUGAAUACCAUUUUCAUGAAA
This is a messenger RNA of Medicago truncatula (barrel medic), 2171 nucleotides long. Its product is annotated as protein PIN-LIKES 7. Gene Ontology annotation, cellular component: membrane. NCBI's taxonomy places the organism in Eukaryota, Viridiplantae, Streptophyta, Magnoliopsida, Fabales, Fabaceae. Gene Ontology annotation, biological process: endoplasmic reticulum to cytosol auxin transport. The record is from RefSeq and is a predicted model, not a curated record. Bases 380 to 1645 code for a protein of 421 amino acids. The transcript is spliced from 10 exons.